Messenger RNA from Ixodes scapularis (black-legged tick), 2099 nucleotides. Its product is annotated as RNA exonuclease 1 homolog. The transcript has a single exon. The coding region runs from base 664 to 1605 and encodes 313 amino acids. The record is from RefSeq and is a predicted model, not a curated record. NCBI's taxonomy places the organism in Eukaryota, Metazoa, Arthropoda, Arachnida, Ixodida, Ixodidae.
ACAGGGUGACCAUAUGAAUGGUGUUGCCGAUCUUGAGUUGUUUCAAGUUUCCUAGGGCCUUGGCUGCAUCUGAAGAGGGUGUGCUGAUUGUGGCCGUAUUUUGCGUGGCAUCCACGCGAACCCUAAGAUUGGCUUGGCGCCACGUGAAGUUGAUCGAAUUCAACAGAGCCAGGGAAACCUCGGCUAUGUCCAGAUUUGCAAGCUUGAGGCCGUCUUGUGGGCGCAGAACUAAUUUAAAAUCAUCGCGGGGAAGUGGAUUGGGCCUGGGGGCGGCUUUGCGUACUGGCAGGGGAGUUGGAGGUUUGGGCACGGCGGCUGGGCCUACCUCAUCGUUGAGCUUGCGCUGGCGUCGCUUCUGUGCCUUGGUGACAACAUCGAUCCAAGUUGAGUCAUGUUCUGAGGAGAGCUCUGAGUAUUCACCUUCGUUGGAAUCGUGGUUCAUCGCGAUAUCCUCUUCGUCGUUUGAGUUUGGGCUAGGGGAGUCCGCGACGCGGCCCCCGUCGGCGGCGGACGAGCCCGACGUUGGGAGUAAUCUUGAGAAGUUGGUCACAGAAAUGUUUCCAGGCAUACACUACAAUGAGCUGAGUCGGCUGGUAGCGUUGAAGUCUGGCUGGAAUCCGAUUUUCCUCACAAAUAGUUGAAAUACUGCGGAGCUCAUGCGGAAUGCGUCCACUCCGCCGUGAGUCUUCGUCUUUCUCCCUUGAAGAUGAAGAGUUCAAUUUAACCGACGACCAGGGUCUUCGUGCCGACGGGACUACGGACGCCGUUCCGCACAACGCCGACUCCAGACCUGAAGCGCUGGAAGUUGGAGGGGAUCCCGCCAAAGGAAGAGAAGAGGCCUCUCAAGCAUCUGACGUCUGCUUCCUGGGGGACGAAGACAAGGCCAGCAUGGUGAUGCCGCCGCGGAAGUCUAUCCAACUCGAGGAAAGCAACGUGGAGAAGUCAGCGGAUGGGGAGGCGGAGCAGGAAGUGGGUCGUCCUGGCCGUCCCCCGUGGAACUCCGAGACCAAGCCGGGGCUGGAUGAGCGAGACCAGAGUCAGGGGUGCUCAGAAAAAGCGUCCUGUUCGAGCCGUCCUUCUGGAAAGAAGGAACAGAAGAGGAAGCAGCGCAGGGUCAGUGUUUUCCGUCCUGCUCCGAACGAUUCUGAUCAGCAACGUCAACAGAGGCGCGACGAGUCGAGCCAGAAGCAGAAGUCGUCCAGGCCGGAAAGGGGAAGCGCGGAGGCACCCAUCCCAAGGAUCCAUCAGCCGGCGGCGGCUGCAAGAGAAAGGGAUCCAAGGGGAGCGCGGAGAAAACCAGGCUGGAUGAGGAAAAUCCGGAGCAGGGUCCCUCGAAAACCUCGUCUCCAUCGCAGAACGACAUCGGGUGUCCGUCCAGACGGAAAAGACAUAGGAGGAAGAGGCAGCCCGAGAUCAGCGUUCUCCGUCCUGGUGCGGACAUUUCUGAUGAAGGGCAGUUUUGGAAAUCUGGCGAAGGCGAGUCUCGCAGAAGGGAGCUGUCGUCGAGACUGGGACACAGAAAUCCUGCGGAUAUUCAUCCCAAGGAAGUAUUUACGGACAGCGGCUGCGAAAGCAAGGGGCUUGGCUGCGACAAGGAAGAGUUAAGUCUGGGCAAGCGAGAGGAUCCGAAGCGCAGGCGGUCCGAGAGGUCAUCCCGAUUAUGGCACGGCAAGUCUGAUGGCGACAAUUCAGGCGCCGACAUGAGCGGGCCGUUCACUCAAAAAAGACACAAGAAGAGAAGGCUGCGCAGGGUCGGUGCCUUCCAAUCCGGCCCGGCCCCAUCCAAUCAACAACGUCACCAGAAGCUGAAGAGGAGCAACUCCAGAAAGAGAAAGCCGUCGUCUGGGCUGGGAGACGGAAAUCGUGAAGAUAUCCACCCCAAGAAAGCACCAACCGACAGCGGCUGGAGGAGCAAGGAGCACAGCGGUGACGCUAGGAAGCCAAAGCUGAAAAAGCAAAAAGGUUCGAAGCAGCGGCGCUCAGUGCGCGCAACUCCAGAAAGUUUUCUUCGAGGCCGGAAGAAAGCAAACGCCAGAACACCUAUCACAAGGAGCCAUCGAUCCAGACCAGAAGUGCGAGCAACGGGCCUGGAGGCGACA